CCUCCCCCCCUUCUCGGCCACGGUUCCGGAACCCGACACGGCAUGCUUGUCUUUCUGCAGCCCGCAUUCCCUGGGCCCGCGAACUCGUCGGCUGACCGCCGCUUGUUCCUUUACCGGGGCGCAGCACGACUUACGGUCCGACGCUUGAAUGACCAAGGAAGGGCCAUGCAUCGCGUGGAACCACAAGACCACAAAGUGGUCUACUCUGCCGGCGUUGUUCUCGCCCCUCCCCCACCCCCCGAUCUCCCGAUCUCCCGUCUCCCGUCUCCCAUCUCCCGCACUGCCCCCAAUCUCGGCCGGGAAGACGCUGAUUGUGAUUGACUCUCCCAGUCAUGCCGACUACCGCGUAUCACCAUCGUCGAGCCAGGAAUUAUAAACGAGCGUGGUCUUCUCCUUACUCGCGUUGCCGAGUCACUAGAGAUUAUAACUAUAACAUGUGCUCUUCUCUUCCACAUAACAUGCCACCUCUCCCAUCCGCCCCUUUUUCAUCGUACUGCCAAGUAUCGCGGCCUUCCUUCCCUCAGAUUGCGCCCAAAGACGCUGGUAUCUCAAACAAUAGAAAGUAUUGGACAGAUGCCUCCCACGAAGUCCCCAUCAAGUCGUCAGGAUGAACUUCCCCGUCCCUUCUCGGCCGUUUCCAUCAUUAACAUAAACAAAACCCACCCCCUUUCACACGUC
Messenger RNA from Colletotrichum navitas, 678 nucleotides. RefSeq lists its product as uncharacterized. Bases 43 to 321 code for a protein of 92 amino acids. Lineage: Eukaryota; Fungi; Ascomycota; Sordariomycetes; Glomerellales; Glomerellaceae. The transcript has a single exon. The record is from RefSeq and is a predicted model, not a curated record.